ACAAAGCAUUGUUGCGACCCUCGCAAGACCAACGUUUCAUGAAUUUUUUACAACAAACGUGUAACGAGAAUAAUGUUCAAUAUGAGGAUGUGAAGAGAUGUUUAGGUGGUCUCUACCAUCAAGCGUCGAAAAGUUUCCAUGGCCACGGAUCAGUUAUGUUGAAUGUUCAGUCGUGGUCACCAAAUGAAGUUCUGUCAAUAGGCGUAAUCUUUGAAUAUUAUAAAAUUCCUUGGAGUUACUUUAACAAAGAAG
This is a messenger RNA of Dentiscutata heterogama, 252 nucleotides long. NCBI's taxonomy places the organism in Eukaryota, Fungi, Glomeromycota, Glomeromycetes, Diversisporales, Gigasporaceae. The record is from the annotation of a GenBank genome assembly.